This is a messenger RNA of Lycium barbarum (goji berry), 1179 nucleotides long. RefSeq names its product protein RTE1-HOMOLOG. Gene Ontology annotation, biological process: response to ethylene; regulation of ethylene-activated signaling pathway. Gene Ontology annotation, cellular component: Golgi apparatus; endoplasmic reticulum. NCBI's taxonomy places the organism in Eukaryota, Viridiplantae, Streptophyta, Magnoliopsida, Solanales, Solanaceae. The transcript has 4 exons. The coding region runs from base 277 to 978 and encodes 233 amino acids. The record is from RefSeq and is a predicted model, not a curated record.
CAAAUAGUAUUAUCAUAUUGAUCUGAAUUACGUUCCCAAAAAAAAAAAAAAGUUUCUCAAACAGCUCUUGCAAAAAAAGAAAUAUCCCACGGACUUUGGCAAAAUAGAUCCAAAUUAGUGAAAAUUGGUACUCCGUCUAUCCGACAGAAGCUCCAUCCCAUCUCCGACCGCCAUUCCUCUACGUGCCAAAGAUCAAUUCACUGUUUGUACUCUUUAAAGAUCAACAAUUACACCACAAUCUCCGUUAAACCGAUCAAAGUUAUUUAAGCUCUGGUCAUGGUUCCUGAGGUAGAUCCAGAUGAUCAUGCUCUGAUGAUUGAAGAAAAUCAUCCGCAUACGAUGCUAAUUGAUUCAAAAAGAGAUCGCUUUCCGUGCUGCAUUGUAUGGUCACCGCUUCCUGUCCUGUCUUGGUUUAUCCCCUUUAUUGGGCAUAUAGGUAUUUGUAGGGAGGAUGGCGUAAUCUUGGACUUUGCAGGCCCAAACUUUGUGUCUGUUGACAAUUUCACAUUUGGGGCACCAACUCACUAUUUCCAAAUAAGCAAAGAGCAGUGCUGCUGCAUUUCUCCUUAUUCAGCUGAUGAACAUACCGGUGAAUAUGCCCAGAACCAUGAUGAAACUGGAAGCAAUGAUGACACUUGGGAAUCUGCCUUACGGAAGAGCAUUCAAGAAUUCCAACACCGAUCUUACAGCAUUUUCACUUGCAACUGCCACUCUUUUGUAGCUAAUGGUUUAAACAGGCUGGGGUUUCAGGCUGGUGGAUGGAAUGUAGUCAACUUGGCCAUUUUCAUUUUUCUCAAGGGACGUUGGGUAAAUAAAACAUCUAUUGUUAAAACCUAUUUACCGCCUCUCGUUGUGCUUGGUUUAGGACUCAUCUUUGGAGGAGGGACUUUCCUUACUUACCUGAUGAUUUUCAUGUUUGUUCUUAUUGGUUGGUUUCUCCUCGGUACAUACUGUUUCAAGAAGUUAAUCCAUGUGUAGUCUGACACUUGUAAUUUUGGACAUGAUACAAGUAACUUGUUUAGUUAUAAUGCUCAUGUCUUAGAGCUGGUAACUUCAGGUUCUGUAUAUGUCAACGGUACUCCUCAGUCGGGGAAGCUGGCUUCUGUUCCACUUAAAAGAUUUUUUAAAGUGGUUGUUUCUUGUUCUAUUGAGACUUGAUGUAGUAGAGGCUUGAACUUA